AUGCAGCGUGCUCCGGUGACAGUUGAGGAACAAUUGUUGGAAAAAGCGAUUGAGGAAGAAUGCGCGUGGGAGAAUCUUCCCAGGCGACUUCAACCAAUUGUGCCUUCAAAGGAAGAAUGGCACAAAAGGAUUAUUGAAUGCUGCAUAAAGAAGAGGCUUAAAUGGAAAAGUUGUUUCGCUCGUAAAGUUUGUAAAGAAAAUGAAUAUUAUGAAGAUAUGAUGCGCUACUUGCGGAGGAAUCUAGCUCUAUAUCCUUAUCAUCUAGCGGAGUAUGUAUGCCGUGUAAUGAGAGUAUCAUCUUUCAGAUAUUACUGUGAUAUGAUAUUUGAAGUAAUGAAAAAUGAGCAAUCGUAUGACCGCAUCCCGAAUUUUAGUGCUGCAGAUGCUUUAAGACUUACAGGAAUUGGAAGAAAUGAAUUUAUUGAUAUAAUGAACAAGUGCAGAUCCAAGAAAAUAAUGUGGAAACUGAACAAGUCAAUAGCAAAAGAACUUUUGCCUACUCAACCUGUGGAUAUUCCUGUUGAACCGUGGUGGGGUGUUUGUGUAGUGAACCUUACCUUGGAGGAAUUUAAGAAACUCUCUAAGGAAGAAAUGGCCACAAUAGACAAAGUCUGCAAGGAGGAAGAAGCAAAUUCAUUUUCCACGUUUGAGCCUGACAUUGUAAGGGGUCUUUGCAGACGGGGACUGGUGUAUUUUGAUGUUCCUGUUUAUCCCGAUGACAGGUUUAAAGUUUCCAGGCUUGAAGGUUUUGUUUCCAACAGGGAGCAGUCUUAUGAAGAUCCUAUUGAAGAGUUGUUGUAUGCAGUUUUUGUAGUUUCAAAUGAAAAUGCAACAGUUAGUGAGUUGGCAACAACCCUACAGGCUGACUUGUCACAACUGCAGGCUGCUGCCUCCUUUGUGUGUCGGUUGGGAUGGGCAACAAAAGUAAUGGAUCCAGAAUCUAUUAUUGGAGAUUCAAGUAUACUUGCUUCUCCUACAAGCCUAGUCAAUGACGAAGAUACUUCUUUAGGCAGUCAAGGUUCUGAGAACAUGCUUUUCGAUAAUGACUCCACUCCACAAGGCGAUACUCCAGGUUCAGCGACCCAUGGACCUCGUUCUGCCUACACUCGUGUUGCUUUCAUAGUUGAUGCUAAUAUUACAUCCUAUCUUAUGAUGGGAUCUGUUUCACCAGGGCUGAAAUCCCAUGCCGUUACACUCUACGAAGCAGGGAAACUUGGCCAUGCCAGCAUUGCUGAUCUUUGCAAGGAUCUUAGUACCCUAGAGGGUGCAACUUAUGAGGGAGAACUACAGGAGUUUGCAAAUCAUGCAUUUAGUUUGCGAUGUGUCUUAGAAUGUCUACAAUCAGGUGGAAUAGCUACCAAUAAGAAGGAAGAGGGAGGUGUUGAUAAGCUGAGUAUGAUUACCUCAAGCAAUGACGAGUCAAGUUCUUCUGUGAUAUCGGAAAUCUCUUGGGUUGAAAAUUCAGGAAACUCGGGGGUUACAGAAGCUGUGAUAAAUAAUGAGGAUUCAGAGAAUCUUAUGGAGGCUGCUGUUUGCACUGAACCUGUUCCUUGUAGUUUGGAUGAUGAAACUCAUUCUAUUACUUCGGAAGAUGGUGGUAGUCACUUUCAGGAAGCUGAUAAGUUAUCUGCAGAUUUCCAUGGCAACGAGAAACUAGCAGCAGUUGAAGGUUUAGAUGUCGGGGCAGAAAUGAUAAAAAGGAAAAAAAAAUAUCGUGUAGAGAUUCUCCGCUCUGAAAGUUUGGCUUCUCUUGCACCAGUUACUCUUAACCGUUUGUUUCUUCGGGACUAUGACAUACUUGUGUCCAUAGUGCCUCUUUCUCAUUCAUCGUUUCUUCCUAGACCCACAGGUCCAGUUCAUUUUGGUCCUCCGACAUAUUCUUCUAUGAGUCCUUGGAUGAAAUUGGUAUUAUAUUCAACCGCAGGUAGUGGGCCUCUAUCAGUUGUUCUAAUGAAAGGACAAUGUCUGCGCUUGCUUCCUGCUCCAUUGGUUGGUUGUGAGAAAGCUCUUAUAUGGUCUUGGGAUGGUUCCACAAUAGGAGGGUUAGGAAGAAAGCUUGAAGGAAAUUUAGUGAAGGGAAGUAUACUAUUGCAUUGCUUAAAUUCACUUCUUAGACAUUCGGCCGUGCUGGUGCUGCCUCUCAAUAAAUGUGAUCUUAAUGAAUCUGGAAAAGUGAUUACUCUGGAUAUCCCUUUGCCCUUAAAGAACUCUGAUGGGUCAGUUGCCUCUGUAGGAAAAGAGUUAGGACUAUAUGAAGAGGAAAGUUCUAAGCUGAAUUCUCUGUUGACUAAUUUGGCAAACAAAACGGAACUGUGGACUGUUGGUUAUAUUCGGCUACUGAAAUUAUGUAAUGGAUCAAAAUCAGACCAGUUCUCUUCCAAAGGAAAGUAUGAAUGGGUUCCUUUGAGUGUGGAAUUCGGGAUGCCACUAUCUAGUCCAGCAUUGUGCAAUCAUAUAUGUAGAAGGAUAGUUUCUUCGGAGUUACUUCAAUCUGACUCAUUUAGUGAACACCACGGUGCAAUGCAUAACUUAAGGAAAAGGUUGCGUGACAUUUGUGAUGAGUACCAAUCAACAGGUCCAACUGCAAAACUUAUUUACCAGAAAGAACAAGCUUCUGGACAACCUAUGAAUUGUGCUAGUAGAGGGUGGAAUCCACUUAUGGAUCCUUCUUCUCCCAUUUCAGGGGCAUUGAAUGCGCAUCAGAGAUUAAAACUUGCUACUCGACAACGCUGCCAAACUGAGCUGUUGAGUUUUGAUGGAAGUGUUAUUCGAUCAUACGCAAUAACUCCUGCUAAUGAAGCUGGCACAAGACCUAUUAAAGAAGCCUCUGAAGGCAAUACGAUAAAAACUGAACCAGAAGAAAUUGAUAGUAAAGAAGCAAUCCUUCCCGGUGUUAAUCUUAUUUUUGAUGGUUCUAAGUUGCUUCCAUUUGAUAUAGCUGCUUGCCUCCAGGCUCGCCAACCUAUAUCCUUAAUAAUAGAGGCCGCAGCUGUCUCAGCAUCUGUACCAAUCAAAUAG
This is a messenger RNA of Abrus precatorius (Indian licorice), 3018 nucleotides long. RefSeq names its product protein FAM91A1-like. The coding region runs from base 1 to 3018 and encodes 1005 amino acids. The transcript is spliced from 10 exons. NCBI's taxonomy places the organism in Eukaryota, Viridiplantae, Streptophyta, Magnoliopsida, Fabales, Fabaceae. The record is from RefSeq and is a predicted model, not a curated record.